Molecule: messenger RNA, 781 nt
Organism: Lampris incognitus (smalleye Pacific opah)
Lineage: Eukaryota; Metazoa; Chordata; Actinopteri; Lampriformes; Lampridae
Gene: tmem150b
Product: transmembrane protein 150B
Exons: 7
Coding region: 44-694 (216 amino acids)
Source: RefSeq, a predicted model, not a curated record
UGUUGUACGUCUCUCUGCGACCAGUCUGGGCCUCCAUAGUAAGAUGUGGCUGUGGGCAUUACUUCCUGUCUGCCUUUCUGUCUUUGGCAUAGUGAGUGUCUGGACUGUGUUUGGUAUAGCGGUGUCAAACGGGUCAGUCAACCUAACAGAGGGGUUCCCUUUUAUCAGCCAAUGUGGUAGUUACACGCCCCAGAGUUGCCUCUUCUCCCAGAUCUGCAACAUCUGUUCUGUUUUAGGUCUGUGGAUUGUGGUGAUCCGUUUCCAGCAGGUCAGAGACUACGGCGACCAUGGGAAAGCCAACAUCUCCAGCAUCGUUCUUGGUUUCAUCUCCUGUAUAGGAAUCUCUAUCCUGGGCAACUUCCAGCAAACAGUCCUAAUGCAAGUCCACCUCCUGGGGGCUUUCCUGACUUUCUUUGUGGGUUUGGCUUACUUCUGGGUGCAGCUGUGGCUAACCUACCGGGCUCAGCCGUGCCAGGACAGACAGUGGGUCGGACCUGCCAGGGCAACCUGCUGCACCAUCUGCACCAUCCUCAUCAUCACGAUGUCUGUCCUCCAUAACACAGGCCACCGCUCCUAUACGGCUGUGUGUGAGUGGGUCCUGGUCAUGGUGUUUUUCUGUUUGUUCAGCCUGUUCGCUGCUGAGUUCAGACAGAUCGACUGCCACCGGCUCACGGUGCAUUAUGGCUGUCAAUGAAUAUUCCACAAUGAAUAUAAAACUGAACUGUACAAAAAACCAAAAACAAACAACAGACAUUCGAGUGGGAAAAUUCAUACUCGUUUG